CGUGCGUGACGUCGCUUCCUUCCAACAUGGCGCAGGCAGGUUGCUAAUGGAAAACUGAGGGAUUUCCGUGUACAUUUAUCCCACCUUCCGUAUUUAUUUAUGUUUGUAUGUUAGGGCCACAUCGGUAGUGCUUUUGAAAAGAGCGACAGAUAGGGAGCUGUUUCUGCCCCGGGACAGGCACUCCUCGCCCCAGUUCCAGCGCGACAUGUAUGAAGGGAAAAAGACGAAAAACAUGUUUUUAACCCGAGCGUUGGAGAAGAUCUUAGCCGACAAGGAGGUGAAAAAGGCUCACCAUUCUCAAUUGCGCAAAGCCUGUGAGGUGGCAUUAGAGGAAAUAAAAGAAGAAACAGAAAAAUUAAGCCCACCCCCCGGAGACAACAAAGCUGGAUCCAGCACUUUGCCACCUGUCAAAUCAAAGACGAACUUCAUAGAGGCGGAUAAGUACUUCUUGCCGUUCGAGUUGGCCUGUCAGUCCAAAUGUCCCCGCAUCGUCAGCACAUCUCUAGACUGUUUACAGAAACUCAUAGCGUAUGGCCACCUCACUGGGAGCGCCCCAGACAGCACUGCACCGGGAAAGAAGCUGAUUGACAGGAUAAUCGAGACCAUAUGCGGCUGCUUUCAAGGCCCGCAGACGGACGAAGGCGUUCAGCUGCAGAUUAUCAAGGCUCUGCUCACGGCAGUGACCUCUCAGCACAUAGAGAUUCACGAGGGGACGGUGCUGCAGGCCGUGAGAACAUGCUACAACAUCUACCUGGCCAGCAAGAACCUUAUCAAUCAGACCACGGCCAAGGCAACGCUCACGCAGAUGCUGAACGUCAUCUUCGCCCGAAUGGAGAACCAGGCGCUCCAGGAGGCCAAGCAGAUGGAGAAGGAGCGUCACCGCCAGCAGCACCUCCAGCAGUCCCCGGUCAGCCAGCACGAGCCCGACUCCCCGCAGAUCCAGCAGCACAAGGACCCGCCGGCCAAGCAGCUACCUCAGGAGGCCGACGAGGCGCCCGACCGCCACGGCGAUAAGGCCGACAAGGUCCCCGCCCAGGAGGACCCGGAGCCGGAGAACGGGUCCGAGUUCUGCAGCGCGGAGAACGAGCAGACCGAGGCCGACCAGGCCACCGCCGCAGCGGAGAGUUUAUCGAAGCAGGACACUGAGGGUGUAGAGGAGGAAGAAAUGCCAAAUUAUGAAGAAAAGGCCCAGGAGAUUGUACAGAGCAUCCUGCAAGAAGUAGUCAACACUGUAGCUGGAGAUUCCCGGGAGAGCGCCGGCGGGACGGAGAGCACGCAGGACACGCCCACCUCGCUGGAGGACGAGGGCGGCCUGGGCAGCGACAGCGAGAACGUCCACGCCAACGGCAUCCCCGGAACGCCCAUCUCAGCGAGCUUCACUCCGUCCCUGCCUGACGACAGGCUGUCCGUCUCUUCCAAUGACACUCAGGAAUCUGGAGUGACAACUGGGCCCUCCCCCAGUGCGAAGUUCUCCCACAUUCUACAGAAGGAUGCUUUUUUAGUUUUCCGUUCCCUCUGCAAGCUGUCCAUGAAGCCACUUUCUGAUGGUCCCCCUGAUCCAAAGUCUCACGAACUCCGGUCGAAGGUCCUGUCCCUCCAGCUCCUCCUCUCCAUUCUGCAGAACGCCGGGCCCAUCUUCAAAACCAACGAGAUGUUCAUUAACGCCAUCAAGCAGUACCUCUGCGUCGCCCUGUCCAAGAAUGGCGUGUCCUCGGUCCCGGAGGUCUUCGAGCUCUCCCUGUCCAUAUUCCUCACCCUCUUGUCCAACUUCAAGACUCAUCUCAAGAUGCAAAUUGAGGUGUUUUUCAAAGAGAUUUUUCUGUAUAUUCUGGAAACGUCCACAAGCUCUUUCGACCACAAAUGGAUGGUUAUCCAGACCCUUACCAGAAUAUGUGCAGAUGCCCAGAGUGUGGUUGAUAUUUAUGUGAAUUAUGAUUGUGACUUGAAUGCUGCUAAUAUAUUUGAAAGGCUCGUGAAUGACCUUUCCAAGAUUGCACAGGGCCGGGCUGGGCACGAGCUGGGCAUGACUCCUGUUCAGGAGCUGAGCCUGAGGAAGAAAGGCCUGGAAUGUCUGGUGUCCAUCCUGAAAUGCAUGGUGGAGUGGAGCAAGGACCAGUACGUCAACCCCAACUCUCAGACCAGCCUCGGCCAGGAGAAGCCUUCAGAGCAAGAGACCAAUGAGACCAAACACCCAGAGACCAUUAACCGCUACGGGAGCAUCAACUCCUUAGACUCCACGGCCUCGUCGGGCAUCGGCAGCUACAGCACUCAGAUGUCGGGGACGGACAACCCCGAGCAGUUCGAGGUCCUCAAACAACAGAAAGAAAUCAUCGAGCAGGGCAUCGACCUGUUCAACAAAAAACCAAAGAGAGGGAUCCAGUACCUGCAGGAGCAAGGCAUGCUGGGUACCACCCCGGAAGACAUCGCCCAGUUUCUACACCAGGAGGAGAGGCUAGAUUCUACUCAGGUAGGCGAGUUCCUCGGGGACAACGACCGCUUCAAUAAAGAGGUGAUGUACGCUUACGUCGACCAAAUGGAUUUCCAAGGCAAGGACUUUGUCUCCGCCCUGCGCAUGUUCUUGGAGGGCUUCCGUCUCCCCGGCGAGGCCCAGAAAAUCGAUCGGCUCAUGGAGAAAUUUGCUGCUAGAUACUUAGAAUGCAACCAAGGACAAACUCUGUUCGCAAGUGCAGACACUGCAUAUGUCCUUGCUUAUUCAAUCAUCAUGUUGACCACGGACCUCCACAGUCCCCAGGUGAAGAAUAAAAUGACUAAAGAGCAAUACAUUAAAAUGAACAGAGGGAUCAACGAUAGCAAAGAUUUACCGGAGGAAUACCUUUCAGCCAUCUACGAUGAAAUUGCAGGGAAGAAGAUUUCUAUGAAGGAAACAAAAGAGUUAACUAUCAAAUCAAAUAAACAAAACGUGGCCAAUGAGAAGCAGAGGCGGCUGCUGUACAACGUGGAGAUGGAGCAGAUGGCCAAGACGGCCAAGGCCCUGAUGGAGGCGGUGAGCCACGUACAGGCGCCCUUCACCAGCGCCACGCACCUGGAGCACGUCCGGCCCAUGUUCAAGCUGGCGUGGACGCCCUUCUUAGCAGCUUUCAGCGUCGGGCUGCAAGACUGCGAUGACACAGAGGUGGCUUUCCUCUGCCUGGAGGGGAUCCGCUGCGCCAUCAGGAUAGCCUGCAUUUUCACCAUCCAGCUGGAGAGGGACGCGUACGUGCAGGCCCUGGCCAGGUUCACGCUGCUGACGGCCAGCUCCGGGAUCACCGAGAUGAAGCAGAAGAACAUCGACACCAUCAAGACCCUCAUCACGGUGGCCCACACCGACGGCAACUACCUGGGCAACUCCUGGCACGAGAUCCUGAAGUGCAUCAGUCAGCUGGAGCUGGCACAGCUGAUCGGCACGGGGGUGAAGGCGCGCUACAUCUCAGGAACAGUGAGGGGGAAGGAGGGCCUUAUCACCGGCACCAAGGAGCAGACCUCCGACGAGUACCUCGGCCUGGUUGGUGGGAACGUGGACCGCAAACAGAUCGCAAACAUACAGGAGUCGAUUGGGGAGACGAGCUCGCAAAGUGUGGUGGUCGCUGUCGACAGGAUAUUUACGGGGUCAACAAGGUUGGACGGCAAUGCAAUUGUUGAUUUUGUGAGGUGGCUGUGUGCUGUAUCGAUGGACGAAUUGGCCUCCCCAACACACCCACGCAUGUUUAGUCUUCAGAAGAUAGUGGAGAUUUCUUAUUACAACAUGGGCCGCAUCAGGCUUCAGUGGUCCAGAAUCUGGGAAGUAAUUGGAGAUCACUUCAACAAGGUCGGAUGUAAUCCCAACGAGGAUGUAGCUAUUUUCGCUGUGGACUCACUCAGACAGCUGUCCAUGAAAUUUUUAGAGAAAGGAGAGCUUGCCAAUUUUAGAUUCCAGAAGGAUUUUUUGAGGCCUUUUGAACAUAUCAUGAAAAAGAACAGGUCCCCGACGAUUCGGGACAUGGUUGUACGGUGCAUAGCACAGAUGGUGAACUCCCAGGCUGGCAACAUCCGGUCAGGGUGGAAGAACAUCUUCUCUGUGUUCCACCUGGCUGCCUCGGACCAAGACGAGAGCAUCGUAGAGCUGGCCUUCCAGACAACCGGCCACAUUGUCACGAAUGUAUUCGAGAAGCACUUCCCCGCCACCAUAGACUCCUUCCAGGACGCGGUGAAGUGUCUGUCGGAGUUUGCGUGCAACGCCUCCUUCCCCGACACCAGCAUGGAGGCCAUCCGUCUGAUCCGGCACUGCGCCAAAUACGUGUCCGACCGGCCGCAGGCCUUCAAAGACUACACCAGUGAUGACAUGAAUGUAGCCCCAGAGGACCGGGUGUGGGUGCGAGGCUGGUUCCCCAUCCUGUUCGAGCUGUCCUGCAUCAUCAACAGGUGUAAGCUGGAUGUGAGAACCAGGGGCCUGACCGUGAUGUUUGAGGUCAUGAAGACCUACGGUCACACGUACGAGAAGCACUGGUGGCAGGACCUGUUCAGGAUCGUCUUCAGGAUCUUCGACAACAUGAAGCUCCCAGAGCAGCAGACAGAGAAAGCCGAGUGGAUGACCACGACCUGCAACCACGCGCUUUACGCCAUCUGCGACGUCUUCACCCAGUACUUCGAGUCGCUCAGCGACGUUCUCCUGGAUGACAUCCUCUCCCAGUUGUACUGGUGUGUCCAGCAAGACAACGAGCAGCUGGCCCGGUCGGGCACCAACUGCCUGGAGAACGUCGUCAUUCUCAACGGGGAGAAAUUCACCCCCGAGACCUGGGACAAGACCUGCAACUGCAUGCUGGACAUCUUCAAAACCACAAUCCCACACACGCUGCUAACGUGGAGACCAGCAGGGACGGAGGGCGACCGCAAUGCGCAGCUGGACCUGUCCGACAGACAGCUGGACUCCAUUUCUCAGAAGUCCCUGGACAUCCAGACACGUGCAGAGGAUCAGCAGUCCAUUGGCAGUGUUGAGAACCGGUCCUUGGAGAACCGGCGGCAGAGCCAGUUCAGCGUGGGCUCGGGCACGUACGAGGACGGCCCCAGAGCCAGGACCCCAACGAAGGUCCAGGAGCAGAGGCUGUUCGCCGCCCUUCUCAUCAAGUGCGUGGUCCAGCUGGAGCUCAUCCAGACCAUCGACAACAUCGUCUUCUUCCCCGCCACCAGCAAGAAGGAGGACGCCGAGAACUUCGCAGCCGCCCAGAGAGACACACUGGAUGCAGAUGUCCACGUGGACACCCAGGACCAGGGAAUGUACCGCUACCUGACCUCAGAGCAGCUCUUUAAGCUACUGGACUGUCUGCUGGAGUCGCACCGCUUCGCCAAGGCGUUCAACUCCAACAACGAGCAGAGGACUGCACUGUGGAAGGCAGGUUUCAAAGGGAAGUCCAAGCCCAAUCUGCUGAAGCAGGAAACCAGCAGCCUGGCCUGUGGCCUGCGCAUCCUGUUCCGCAUGUACACUGACGAGAGCCGCCAGGCCGCCUGGGAGGAGGUGCAGAAACGCCUUCUCAAUGUUUGCAGCGAGGCCAUAGGCUACUUCCUGACCUUGACGUCCGAGAGCCACAGAGAGGCCUGGACCAACCUCCUCCUCCUCUUCCUCACCAAAGUGUUGAAGAUCAGCGACGACAGGUUCAAGGCUCACGCGUCCAGGUACUACCCCCUCCUGUGUGAGAUCAUGCAGUUCGACCUGAUCCCGGAGCUGCGGGCCGUGCUGCGCAAGUUCUACCUGCGCAUUGGGAUCGUCUUCAACAUCUCCCAGCCGCCCAGCGUGGACCCGGAGGCAGGGAGCCAGUGAGCUCGGGAGCUGCUGCUGCCGCUGCGGCCGGCCAGCGUGACCGCGUCAGCACUCCGGACCUCUAGAGGGCACUGCCGUCCCAGAGGCCUCCUCUCUGUCUGUCUAUCCUCCUGAAAAAAAUAAAAAGGUUUCUGUGUGUGGCGAAUUACUC
Molecule: messenger RNA, 5942 nt
Organism: Megalops cyprinoides (Indo-Pacific tarpon)
Lineage: Eukaryota; Metazoa; Chordata; Actinopteri; Elopiformes; Megalopidae
Gene: arfgef1
Product: ADP-ribosylation factor guanine nucleotide-exchange factor 1 (brefeldin A-inhibited)
Exons: 39
Coding region: 206-5791 (1861 amino acids)
Biological process (GO): regulation of ARF protein signal transduction
Molecular function (GO): guanyl-nucleotide exchange factor activity
Source: RefSeq, a predicted model, not a curated record